This is a messenger RNA of Gongylonema pulchrum, 1023 nucleotides long. The record is from the annotation of a GenBank genome assembly. NCBI's taxonomy places the organism in Eukaryota, Metazoa, Nematoda, Chromadorea, Rhabditida, Gongylonematidae.
AUGGAAUCGCUAAUUCCUGUGAUCAACAAGCUGCAGGAGAGUGCGGGCAAAAGUUCCGUCUUGGAAGGCAUCGUUGGACGUGAUUUUUUGCCGCGUGGGCCGGGUAUUGUUACAAGACGCCCGCUGAUUCUACAGCUUAUUAAUGUGCCUAUCGAGGCGAAGGAGGCUAGAACUACUGAUAAAGGAUCAGUGAUAACCCAAGCUGACUGGGCCGUGUUUGCUCAUCUGAAAGAUAGGAUUUUCACUGAUUUCGAUGAGGUCAGGGAGGAAAUUAAUCUCGAUACUGAACGAUUAACGGGUAGAAAUAAAGGAAUAUCAGGGAUACCAAUAAAUCUAAAAAUUUGUUCUCCAGAAGUUGUAAAUUUAACCGUGAUUGACCUGCCAGGCAUGACCAAAGUACCUGUCGGCGACCAGCCGUCCGAUAUUGAGAUACAAGUACGAGAUCUGAUAAUGGGCUAUAUAAGCAAUCCAAAUUCGAUUAUCCUUGCUGUGACGCCGGCAAAUCAGGAUUUCGCUACAUCGGAACCGCUGAAAUUAGCAAGAGAAGUUGAUCCCGAAGGUUGUCGGACGCUUGCAGUGCUUACCAAGCUGGACCUGAUGGAUCAUGGGACAGAUGCCAUGGAUGUGAUUCUGGGGCGUGUUGUGCCAGUAAAGCUUGGCAUUAUAGGUGUGGUGAACAGAUCGCAAGCUGAUAUAGUGAGCAAGAAGACGAUUGAUGAUUGUCUGCGUGACGAGCAGUCCUUCUUGCAGCGCAAAUAUCCCACAUUGGCCAGCCGAAAUGGAAUUCCUUAUCUCUCAAAGACAUUAAACAGACUACUAAUGCAUCACAUACGGGAAUGUCUUCCGCAAUUGAAAAUUCGGGUAAAUGUUCUAAUAGCGCAAUGCCAGACAUUACUCAACUCGUAUGGUGAACCUGUGCAGGAUUAUGCAAGUACUCUUCUCCAGAUAAUCACUCGUUUUGCAACUGCUUACACAACAACUAUCGAAGGGACAUCGAGGAAUAUCGAAACCUCCGAGCUGUAA